Molecule: messenger RNA, 345 nt
Organism: Penicillium salamii
Lineage: Eukaryota; Fungi; Ascomycota; Eurotiomycetes; Eurotiales; Aspergillaceae
Source: the annotation of a GenBank genome assembly
AUGGCGGACGUGGAGAUGAAAGAAGCCGCCAGCUCCUCCAAGGGCAAAGCUGUUUCCAAGGAUACAGGCGACAAGAAGAAGUUUGAGGUCAAGAAGUGGAACGCCGUUGCCCUCUGGGCCUGGGACAUUGUCGUCGAUAACUGUGCUAUUUGCCGAAACCACAUCAUGGACCUUUGCAUUGAAUGCCAGGCAAACCAGGGCUCAUCCACGACCGAAGAAUGCACCGUCGCAUGGGGUAUCUGCAACCACGCCUUCCACUUCCACUGCAUAUCGAGAUGGCUGAAGACCCGACAGGUCUGCCCAUUGGACAACCGAGACUGGGAGUUCCAGAAGUACGGCCGGUAA